This is a messenger RNA of Pisolithus orientalis, 1584 nucleotides long. RefSeq lists its product as uncharacterized. The record is from RefSeq and is a predicted model, not a curated record. Bases 14 to 1309 code for a protein of 431 amino acids. The transcript is spliced from 5 exons. Lineage: Eukaryota; Fungi; Basidiomycota; Agaricomycetes; Boletales; Pisolithaceae.
CUUGGACCCAAACAUGACAGUACGGUGUGGCAUUUGUCGCAAGCAGAUUUCUAGGUACACAUGCCCAACCUGCAACGUCCCGUAUUGCAAUUUGGCAUGUUUCCGAUCCGAGACACAUGCACAAUGCUCGGAGACUUUCUACCGGAAGGAGAUCGCGAGUAGUAUUGGUUCAGACUAUUCGAAGAUAUCCCCAGAGCAUGAAAAAAUACUCGGGAUUUUGAAACGGUUGGACGAUGAAGGUCUGCAAGACCACGACGAAUUUUCGCAUGGCCCCGACGAUGAGGACGAUGCGGAAAGCCUGGAAAAACGGCUAGCUGGUUUAAAGAUUGAGUCGGCAUCGGCAGAUGAACUCCUAGACCGCCUCACUAAGGAAGAGCGCGAUACGUUCUUCAAGCUGCUGAGAGAUCCUGCCUCGGAGCUUGCCCAAAACCUUCUCUCAAGCGUGGAACUCGACAGAGAACUUCAGGCACCGUGGUGGGACUCUCCGCAGCUUCCCAACGAUGACCUGGAUACCGCUGCCACUCGAUAUGGUCACCAGCCACCCCUCAUGGAGGUACCUCCAGGGCUUAGACGAUGGAAUCCGGAGUCCCCUUCGCUGCUGUAUAAUAUUUGCGCUGUGUUUACAGGCUAUGCAUACGUCACUCGGCACUUGUCAAUAUCCCCGCUUACUUCCUCUAGCAAUUCCUGGCAGGACAAGAGGGAGGCUCGGAGGCUAAUAACCCGUGCGGUUCCAUUCAUCGCGGAUCGCCAAUCCAAGUUGUUGCACGUCACGCUAACAGGUGCUGUCAUGGAUGUGUGGGCAAGGUUAGAUCCUGUGAGUCUAUGGAAUCUUUCUCCUCGAAUUACUAACGUUUACUCCCAGGGGAGCAUAGAGCCUCGUACCAUGGCCGUGCUUUUAGGCGAUGUUUCUCGACUCGUUCGACCUCGGAAGGUGGUAGUCGCUGAAGACCCAGUUGGUGGGGUUGCACAGACUCAUUCGCUACCAUCAGAACACCCACGCGCAGAUGCCCUUAGGGUAUUUUCCGAUAUAAAUGCUCUAUUUGACGAAGACAGCACGGAAAACGGACAGAGAAAGAAAAAUCAUCUGUCGAUGAAAAUCACGUUUUAUGCCGGGCAUCUCCUCGCCGUUCCAUCUUUCUUCCUUGAUGCACUUGCAGAUGAGGUGUUUCUGCGAUCGAAGAGCAUGAAUGAGGAAGUUGCUAACGCGGAUGGCACAGCCCGAGUGCAGCCAAAGAUUAGUAAAGUUACCAUAGGAGAAACGGUAGAGAACAUCCUGGCAUUAACCAAUCGCAUUCAACCAAACUUUUAGCAUGUUGCUUAAUCAAACCAACGAGCGAACGGGGGACAUCAGACGGGGGCAACAUGUUGAGUGUAACCCAGUGGGAACUAGACGAGCCGUGGAUAGGAGAAUAGGAGAGUGAAAGCGAGAAACCAAUUGAUCGAGCAGCUGCGCUUCACUACCACUGCGAACUUCUUGUGCUAAGUACAGCUGUUUCGGAAAUUCUUGUCCCGACUGAGAAGUUGGUGUUUGAAAAUAAAAAAAAUAAAGAUUUUGUAGAGCACUACGUCCGUCCUUGUUCAUCG